AUGGCCAUGCGCUCCGCCCAUGUGGCACCAGACGAAAGCAGCUACAGCAGCUUGAUGAGUGCAGUGUCUCGCUCUGGUGAUUGGAAGGUUGUGCUUGACCUCCUGUGGGAGAUGCCCAGAGCAAAAGUCACUACUGACUCGGUGUGCUUCAGCGUAGCGAUGGGAGCUUGUGAGAAGGCGAGCGAGUGGCUUGUCGCUCUGGAGCUGUUUGAAAUGAUGCACGCUCGGCGCCUUCAUCAAGAUGUGUUUGCUUUUGGAAAUGCCAUUUGCGCCAUGAGCAAAGGUAGCCACUGGCCGGGCGCAUUGAAGCUUCUUGGGAGAAUGCAGAAGGAAGGAAUCUCUUUGGACACAGUGGUGUGCAACAGUUGCCUCACUGCUUGCGCAGCUUCUGCGCAGUGGGAGGCGGCACUGGAUCUGUUGAGACUCAUGACCGCAAAGAAAGUGGCCAAAACCACUGCCACUUGCAAUGCCGUGGUUCGUUCGUUGGAGGCAAGUGGAGAACACAAGAAGGCAGUGGCUGUGUUGUUGCAUGAAUUUGUGGAUGAGGAGCCCUCAGACGAAAUUGAGCAACCAAGCAUGUUCAGGUCGGCACGGCCAAAGCACAUCUCCCAGGACUUCCGACGGAGCGUUGCUGAGCGUCUAGAGCGCGGCCUGGACUUCGCUGGUGGGAUUUCGAGGCAGCCACGCCCCGUGGUUGCCAUGGCCCAGGAGAAGGAAGAGAGGCCAAGUGCCAUUGGCCCUGCUUGGUGCCAAGAGGCAACAGAGGCUUUCAAUGAGUUGGUGCUUUCCAAGAUCCGGCCGGAGCCAAAUUUGGUGGACCAUCUUGCCCACUUCGUCGCCCAAUUGGAAAACACGUUGUCAUCUUUAGGCAGGUAUGGUCCAGUGCGUUUGGUUCCCUACGGGUCAAUCAUCAGCCGUUUUGCCGCCAAAGAUGCGGACGCGGAUUUCUCCUUGCUCUUCGAAGCAGAAGAUGCGUCAACACGACAGUUCCAGCAACAGGUCCUCAUUGAAUGGAGAAGGGAACUUUUGUCACAAGGCUUCCAUGUAAAAGCUAUAGGUCUCGGUGGGCGAGUGCCAGUUUUGACGAUUCAGUGGGGAAGUAACCGAACAGCGGAUGUGACGAUUGGCAAUCAACUGGGCAUCUAUAAGAGCCAGCUGUUGCGAGACUAUUCCCUUCUUGAUGACCGCCUUUGCGCUUUGGUGAUGGCCGUCAAGCACUGGGCCAAGCUGCGGCAGAUUUGUGGUCAGACCAGGGGCUAUUUGGGUGGCUAUGCAUGGACCUUGAUGGCUAUCUACUUUGCUCAGCGCUGUCGGCCACCAUUGACUCCGCCAUUGCAAGAAUUGGCAGAACCCAAACUUUGGGAGCAAGAUGGUCAGCUUUACAACGUGGCCUGGAAGGAAGCGAGCCAGGCACCGCUCCCGUCCGCGCGGACAUCUGCUUCGCUGCUACAGGACUUCUUCCAGUUUUUCUCUGAAGGAUUUGACUUCCACUUCGAGUCUGUGUCCAUCCGUUUGGGCUGCCGAGCUAUUCGCCACCGUGGCCCAGGCCCAGCUGCAGCUCGGCUCUCCUUGGAAGAUCCCAUCGAGACGGAUUGGGAUCUGGGGCAAAUCCUUGAUGGUCAUCGACUGUCUCGUGUGCGUGCGGAGCUGCGCAGGGCCCACCGACACCUGCAGGGUGCUCAGGACCAGGAAGCAAGAAGCUGCUUGGAGGCCGUGUUUCAAGCCAAAGCCCGCUCACCCUUGGACGGUCCUGAGUACUGCAAGACCUCUUUGGGAAGGCCCUCCCUGUCAUAUGGCUAUCGCGCCCCUCCACCAGAGGACACCGAUGGGAAGCAUGACGAGACCUAUGUGGGGCGGAUGGAAAAGGGUGAAUCCAUUGAGAUCACCACAUGCUCCGAAGAGGUCUCCCAAGAUCAGCGUGAAAUUCUCCAGGAACGCCAGCUCAUCAACAACCCGGUGAAGAUGUGCAUGCGCUCUUGUGUGGACCACAUCAACGGCGUGGUGGAUGAUGCAGCGACUCCGAAGAAGUCCAAGCGGCCGCGGAAGGAAACUUCGAUGCUGGAUAAAAUCAGCAAGAUUGUGACCAUUUUGCAGUGGGUGCCAGACUUAACCUGCCACAAGGUUCGUGCUGACCUGGUGGCUGGUCUCACCGUGGGUGUCAUGGUGAUCCCUCAGAGCAUGUCCUAUGGAGCCAUUGCAGGGUUGCCCUACAUCAACGGCAUGUACUCCGCCUGUAUCCCCACGCUGAUCUACGCCUUCUUCGGGCAAAGCCGUCAAUUGGCCGUGGGCCCGGUGGCGAUGGUCUCCUUGUUGGUCGAAGCGGGCCUCAACGGCCAACUGGGCCCGGAGUGCACAGUGGAGGGGAAGCCACAGUACGAGACGUGUCCGCAAGAAUACGUGGGACUUGCAUGCCUCACUGCAGCUGUGGUUGGAGUGAUGCAAAUCCUCGCGAGUGUCUUGAAGCUGGGCUUCCUGGUCACCUUCUUGGGACACCCCGUGAUCAGCGGAUUCACCAGUGGAGCUGCCAUCAUCAUCGGCCUCAGUCAGCUAAAGUACAUCUUGGGUUUUGACUUACCCAAGUCCCAGUACAUCUAUGAGACGAUCUACAACGUUAUCAUCAAGAUCGAUCAAACCAAAGGUAUGCCUUUGCUCCUGGGUAUCCUUUGGAUUGCUUACUUGCUUGGCAACAAGCACUUGGCACAGAAGUACAAGCGCUUGAAGAUGCUUGGUCCGCUGGGGCCUCUCAUCAGCUGCUUGGUGGGGACAGUGCUCAUCGGUGUUUUUCACGAGUUCUUCGCUGAGACUUACCACGUGAAAUACGUGGGGGAGAUACCAUCCGGCAUCAUGCCCCUGAGCCUUGAUGCUUGGCAAUUGGACAAGAUCCCCACAGUGCUGGGCACGGCGAUGUCGGCUUGCUUAAUUGGGUACAUGGAGUCCAUCGCCAUUGGAAAGAACCUUGCUGCCACCAACGGGUAUGAUAUCGAUGCGGGGCAAGAAAUGUUGGCGCUUGGCAUCGCGAAUGUGGUUGGCGCCGCCUUCAGUUGCUACCCAGUGACAGGAUCCUUCUCGCGCUCCGCGGUCAACAACUCCACAGGGGCCUUGUCACAGCUUUCAGGUGUGAUCACUGCCGUGGUGAUGUUGGCCACACUGAUGUUCUUGACCCCUUUGUUCUACUACCUCCCCAAGUUUGCCUUGGCCGCUAUCGUGAUGAACUCGGUCAUCCCUUUGGUUGCUUUCGGAGAAGCCAGGCACCUUUUCCAUGUGAAGAAGCACGACUUCGUGCUUUGGGUGACGGCUUUUCUGGGCACACUCUUCUUGGGUGUGCUGAUGGGAAUCUUGGUGUCUGUGGGCCUCUCCCUGGUCAUUGUCAUCUAUGAAUCAGCCAGGCCACAGAUUACCAUCCUUUGGCGGAUUCCAGGAACAUCGAUCUACCGCAACAUGAAGCAGGAAAACAAUGGGACCUUCAUUCAGAAUGUCUUCAUCGCUCGGAUUGGCUCAUCUCUCUACUUUGCAAAUGCAUCCUUUGUGAAGGAGAUGUUGCUGGCCCAUGUUACCGACCUGGAGGAGGUGAACAAGACGCAGUACAUUGUAUUGGAAAUGACACCGGUGAUUAGUGUGGAUUCCACCGCCUGCCAUGUCAUCAAGGACGUGGUGAAUGAUUUCCGCAUGCGCGGCAUGCACGUGGCCUUCGCGAUGACGGGCAAUCGCGUGGAGAAGACCUUGAGGAAGGCUGGACUGAAGAAGUUCAUCGGAGAGCAGUGGUUCUUCCCCACGGUGGAAGAGGCGGUGCAGUAUUGCGUGAAGCAUCAACAUGCAAGGCGACGGCAGAGCGAACGAGAGGAAAUGGAGUCUCAGAAUCACGCCAAGAGUGACGAGCUCCUUGGCUGGUCGAGCUCUUUGGUGGACCGGUGGAUGAUGUGUGAAACGUCGUGA
Messenger RNA from Durusdinium trenchii, 3933 nucleotides. The record is from the annotation of a GenBank genome assembly. NCBI's taxonomy places the organism in Eukaryota, Dinophyceae, Suessiales, Symbiodiniaceae.